Messenger RNA from Nicotiana tabacum (common tobacco), 3123 nucleotides. RefSeq names its product putative late blight resistance protein homolog R1A-3. NCBI's taxonomy places the organism in Eukaryota, Viridiplantae, Streptophyta, Magnoliopsida, Solanales, Solanaceae. Gene Ontology annotation, molecular function: ADP binding. The record is from RefSeq and is a predicted model, not a curated record. Gene Ontology annotation, biological process: defense response to other organism.
GGAGAAUAUAAAAAUCAGAAAAAAGCGAAGACGACAAAAGAAUGACUUUGUCUUAACAAGUUGGUGGAGUCAACACCACUCAUUUGCACUUAAAAAGUCUCUGCUCUGCUAAAGCUUCUUAAUUUCUUUGAUCGAUCGACAUGGCGAACGUUGCGGUGGAAUUUCUGGUGGAGAACUUGAUGCAGCUGCUGAGGGACAAUGCGGAGCUGAUUAUUGGGGUUAAGGAUGAGGCUGAGAGUCUGCUUCAAGAUCUCAACGAAUUCAACGCUUUCCUCAAGCAAGCUUCCAAGUCCCGCAGUGAGAACGAUGUCCAUAAAGAAUUGGUGAAGAAAAUUAAGACUGUCGUCAACUCUGCUGAAGAUGCCAUUGAUAAGUUUGUGAUUGAGGCUAAGCUUCACAAGGACAAAGGUGUUGGCAGGUUUGUGGAUGUUAAGCAUUAUAAAAGAGUGUAUGAUGUAGCAGGGGAGAUUAAAGCUAUUAGAGACAAAGUCAAAGAAAUCCGUCUCAAUAAUUCCCAUGGCCUUCAGGCCCUUCAAGAUGAAGAUCAAUCUGCCAGAUAUGUCGAAGAACGAAAGCCUCCAGUGGUAGAGGAAGAUGAUGUGGUGGGAUUUGAAGAGGAAGCAGAUAAAGUAAUCAACCGUCUUCUUGGAGGAUCAGAUGGUCUAGAAGUUGUUCCAGUUGUUGGAAUGCCUGGUCUCGGCAAAACGACACUAGCAAAUAAGAUUUACAAGCAUCCUAAAAUCGGGUACGAGUUUUUUACUCGCAUUUGGGUUUAUGUUUCUCAAUCAUACAGGAGAAGAGAAUUAUUUCUCAACAUCAUCAGCAAAUUCACUCGAAAUACCAAACAAUACCAUGGUAUGUGUGAGGAGGAUUUAGCUGAUGAAAUACAAGAUUUUUUGGGCAAGGGAGGAAAAUACUUGAUUGUCUUGGAUGAUGUAUGGUCUCCUGACGCUUGGGAACGUAUCAGAAUAGCUUUCCCAAACAACAACAACAAAUCCAAUAGAAUAUUGUUGACCACUCGAGACAGCAAAGUUGCUAAGCAAUGCAAGCAGUGCAUUGGUAUACCUCAUGAUUUAAAAUUUCUGACUGAAGAUGAAAGUUGGAUUUUACUGGAGAAGAAAGUUUUCCAUAAAGAUAAAUGUCCUCCUGAAUUGGAACUAUCUGGAAAGAGCAUAGCCAAAAAAUGUAAUGGACUACCCCUUGCGAUUGUUGUUAUUGCAGGAGCACUAAUUGGGAAAGGUAAGACAUCAAGAGAGUGGAAACAAGUGGAUCAGAGUGUGGGUGAACACCUUAUAAAUAAAGACCAGCUUGAGAAUUGUAACAAAUUGGUGCAAAUGAGUUAUGAUCGCUUGCCUUACGACUUGAAAGCAUGUUUUUUAUAUUGUGGUGCAUUUCCCGGAGGCUUUGAGAUCCCUGCUUGGAAGUUAAUCCGUUUGUGGAUCGCAGAAGGGUUCAUACAGUAUAAAGGCCACUUAUCCCUUGAGUGUAAAGCAGAGGAUAACUUGAAUGAUCUCAUCAACAGGAAUCUAGUGAUGGUAAUGCAAAGAACAUCUGAUGGUCAAAUCAAAACACGUCGUCUUCAUGACAUGUUGCACGAGUUUUGCAGACAAGAGGCGAUGAAGGAAGAAAAUCUUUUCCAAGAAAUAAAACUAGGUGCUGAGCAAUAUUUCCCAGGAAAACGGGAACUAGCCACCUACCGUCGCUUAUGCAUUCAUUCCUCAGUUUUGGAAUUUAUCUCUACAAAACCCUCAGGUGAACAUGUCAGGUCAUUCUUAUCUUUUUCUUUAAAAAAGAUUGAGAUGCCAUCUGUCGACAUCCCAACCAUACCAAAAGGCUUUCCGUUGCUGAGGGUUUUUGAUGUCGAGUCCAUCAACUUCAGUCGCUUCUCCAAGGAGUUUUUCCAGUUAUAUCAUUUGAGGUAUAUUGCUUUCUCAUCUGACACAAUCAAGAUCAUUCCUAAACACAUUGGAGAACUGUGGAACAUCCAAACCCUCAUAAUUAACACGCAACAACGUUCUCUUGAUAUCCAAGCAAACAUAUGGAAUAUGGCACGACUAAGGCAUCUGCACACUAACUCUUCUGCCAAAUUGCCUGUUCCUGUGACCCCAAGAAGUAGUAAAGUUCCUUUGGUAAAUCAAAGCCUGCAAACUCUCUCCACCAUUGCUCCCGAAAGCUGCACAGAAGAAGUGUUUGCAAGGACUCCAAACCUGAAAAAGCUGGGCAUCCGUGGGAAAAUAGCUGUGCUUCUUGAGCCUAAUAAGUCAUUGUUAAAAAAUGUGAAGAAGCUAGAAUACCUUGAAAACUUGAAGCUGAUAAAUGAUAGUAGUCAAACAGGAAAAGGGUUACGCCUUCCACCCUCAUAUAUAUUUCCCACGAAGUUGAGGAAGCUAUCUUUAGUAGAUACCUGGCUGGAGUGGAAUGAUAUGUCUAUAUUGGGGCAGUUGGAACACCUUGAAGUCCUGAAGCUGAUAGAAAAUGGGUUUAUGGGAGAAUGCUGGGAGUCAGUUGGAGGUUUUUGUUCCCUACUGGUGUUGUGGAUUGAAAGGACAGACUUAGUUUCUUGGAAAGCAUCAGCUGAUCACUUUCCAAGACUUAAGCAUCUUGUUCUCAUCUGCUGCGAUAAGCUUAAGGAAAUCCCCAUUGGCCUGGCUGAUAUACGCAGCUUCCAAGUGAUGGAGUUGCAAAACUCCACCAAAACAGCAGCAAUAUCUGCACGGGAUAUACGAGCCAAAAAAGACAAGCAAACUCAAAAAGGGACUAAUAACAACAAUGGGUUCAAGCUCUCUAUAUUCCCUCCCGAUCUCUGAUUGCAACUGGAUGUGCAGCUUCCUUGAGAGGUCUUCAAUGAAUCAAACUGUAUGAUGCUGGUAUUGUACCAUGGAUAAGAAACUUCUACUAGGUGUUAUAAUAAUUCUUGAAUAGUUGUCUGUCCCCAACUUGUUUGGGAUUGAAGUGUCGUUGUUGUUGUUCAGUCGUCGUCUGUCUUUCAUGCAUUUCAUGUGUUGUCUUCUUGAUUGUGGUCAUAGCUUUGAGCUGAAAUAUUGUAUGUUUUGUAUUUGUGAUAUGUUAAUCCAUAAGGACAGUGUACUUUGCACUUACAAUAACAAUUGGUUGAUUUGCGUA